UUUACACACGGACAUAAGUGUGCUGAAGAAGCGGGGUUCUAUCUGGUGAAUUUCGUAUGCGAUCAGCUGUUCGGAGCUCAGCGGCAGUACGGAACAGGAGGAGCAAGAUUGUGCUUGAUUUGGAUUUGGAUUUUCGGGAGCCAGCUUCUACUCUACUGAAUGAGAACUGAUUUACCAGACGAGCUAAAUCCAUUUGGCAUACAAUGGCCUACAGACAGGUGCAGUGGCUUUCUUUGAUGUGUGUUGUCAUCUUUACAUCCAGCCAGGCAUUGCAGAUCCAUCGCAUCGCCCGUCAAGCACCUGAGUCAGGGUGGGGAGAGUGGGGCAUUUGGAGUGCCUGCUCAAGAUCAUGUGAAGGCGGAGUGUCCUACCAGGAGAGGCAGUGCAUCCCAGGACCAGGACUAUGUGUUGGUCCCCAGAGGAACUAUAGGUCAUGUCAGAUCCAGGACUGUCCUGAGGGAGCGAUAGACUUCAGACUUGAACAGUGCGCUUCAUUCAAUGAUAUCCUCUACGAAGGUAGACUCUUCAAAUGGGUGCCAUACGAAGGAGGUCCAAACCAAUGUGAGCUGAACUGUAUGCCCAAAGGGGAACACUUCUACUACCGCCAUGCAGAGAAGGUGAUCGAUGGAACCAGAUGUGGGCCAAACACUAUUGAUGUCUGUGUGGAUGGGGUCUGCAGGAGUGUUGGCUGUGAUAUGAUGCUUGACUCCAAUACUGUAGAAGACAUGUGUAGAGAUUGUGGAGGGGAUAACAGUACGUGUCGUCUGUUUGAGAAUAGGUUUACAAGGAGGAGACUUCCAGAAGGUUAUAAUGACAUUCAUAUCAUACCAGCUGGAGCUACAAAUGGACGUAUUGCAGAGAUUCGGGGUUCUCAUAACUAUCUGGCUCUAAGGAAUGUCCAUGGUGAGUACUACCUGAAUGGAGAUUUCAGCAUAGAUCUUCCUCACUCUUUCAAGUCAGCCGGUACCACCAUGGACUAUGAUCGCAAGGUUGGAGCACCCCAAGAAAAAGCAGAAGUCAUCACAUUCCUUGGACCUUUAGAAGAACCUCUCUUCUUAGUGCUGCUGACUCAGGGAAGGAACCAUGGCAUUGAAUACUCUUACUAUGUUCCAAAUGGAGUUGGUCCUGAUGAACCAGACUCUUAUUCCUGGACUUACAAUUCAUACUCUAACUGCUCCAAGGCAUGUGGAGGGGGUUUCCAGACAAGGACGGUUACCUGUACCCGCUCUGGUGACUAUGAGCCUGUCCCAACUUACCUGUGUGACCCCGCCCUGAAACCACGUAACAACAGGACCUGCAACGCAGAGGACUGCCCUCCAAAGACCUGCAAAACAGAUUACUGCCCUCCAAAAUGGUACAUUGGAGACUGGAGUCCAUGUUCUCAGACAUGUGAUGAAGGAUCAAAGGUCAGACAAGUUUAUUGUCAGCAGCAGUUAGAGAAUGGUCGGAGUGAGGCCAUUGAGGAGGCAUACUGCUUAGGGCUUCUAGGGUUCAAGCCUGAGUACCAGGAGGCAUGCACGGUGCAGCAAUGUCCUCAUUGGGUUGCUGGAGAGUGGUCAGAGUGUUCUGUUGAGUGUGGAGAUGGGACCCAGGCCAGACAGAUCAAUUGCAUGGCUGAUCUUCAAGAGCCAGACUCAUCCUGUGAUGCCAAUGAUAGACCAGAUGAGGAACAAGAAUGUAACCUAGGUCCUUGUGAUGGAGUGGAGUGGAUGACAACAGAGUGGACACAGUGUGCAGGUCUGUGCGGUCUUGGCAUCAAAUCUCGUCAGCUGUUCUGCGCUACCAGGGCUGGUACAGUGUUUGAUAAGGAACUGUGUGAGAUGUCUGCCAUGCCUGACAUGACAUCAGCUUGUCUACUCCAAGAAGAGUGUGGACCAAGAUGGAUGGCAUCUCACUGGAGUGAGUGUUCUGCUACAUGUGGAGGAGGAGUCCACUCUCGUAUGGUGUUCUGUGCUGAUAUAACAGGCAACUCCAUGGUUCAAGUCCCUGAUUCUGACUGCGAUCCCAUGACCAAGUUUGAGCAAGAAGAGAUGUGCAAUACAGAUCUAUGCUCUGAUGACUAUGUCUGGUUUGUUGGACCAUGGGAAAAGUGCUCCAGACCGUGUGGUGAAGGUUCCAGGACUCGAAUCCUGGUGUGUAUGAAAGGAGAGAUACCUCAGAUCCCGUCUCUGUGCCAGGACUCUAUACGCCCCGGCAGUGAAGAGCAAUGUAACCCUAGGCCAUGCACAGCAGAUGGAACAGAAGAAAUUGAAGAAACAAUGUUCACAACAGCUAGAACAAUGAGUACAACAGCUAGAACGAUGAGUACAACAGAAGCUGCAAUAGAAGUUGUAACAGAAGAAACUGUGACCAUCUUAGCUACAGAUAUUGCAACGGAAGAAAUGAUGCUCAUAACAGAAGAAAUAAUAAGUUUCACAGAGAUCAUAGAAGUUCCAAUGAUAAUAGAAGUAGAGAUACAUGAUUUUGAAAUCCCAACCCUUGUGAAUGAGAGGCUUCAUAGUGGAACAGAAGGAAUAACCACUGAUCUGGCCAAUCUAGAGACAGACACAAUGUUAAGUACUGAAAGCACCCAACUACAGACGAAGUCUGGACAACUCCAUGUUAGUCCUGAAGCAUCAAAUACCAAUGACUCGUUGUCAUUUGAAGUAGUUUCUUCAUUCAAUGUUGCUGUUCCAUCUUCUCAUGAUGAAAAUAUCUUAAAUGAUGACAUUCUAGAUAGCACAGAGAGUUCAGUGGGUUGUGAAGAGAGUGAGUUUAGAUGUUGUCCUGACGGUGUAACAGCCGCUACAGGGCCCUUCAGUGAAGGGUGUAGAGAUUGUGACCAGACACCUUAUAAGUGUUGCCCAGAUGGAAUCACCCCAGCUAAGGGAGAGGACAAUGCAGGAUGUGAUGACAUUGCUGAGUUAGUAGGUGGAGAAGGGGAGAGCAUUGGAUGUGACUUUACUGAGUUCCGUUGUUGCCCUGACGAUGUAAAUGCUGCUACUGGACCGAACUAUGAAGGAUGUGAUAUUGAUCCUAUAGAAGAUCGUUGCUCUCUGUAUAAUGACCCUGGUAUUUGCCGUGCUUGGAUAGUGAAAUACUACUUUGACUCUAACUAUGGGCAGUGUACUCAGUUCUGGUACGGAGGCUGUGGAGGCAAUACCAACCUCUUUGACACCUAUGAAGAAUGCAGGAAUGAGUGUGUUGGUGGUGAUGAACAACUCACCCAAGAAGAUCUCUGCAUACUGCCAGCUGCUCCUGGCCCCUGUAAAGGCUCAUUUGAGAACUACUUUUAUAAUGACAAGACUAGCAGGUGCGAGAUCUUCAAGUAUGGAGGUUGCCGUGGUAACAAGAAUCGCUUCAGAACUGAAGCUGACUGUGAGAUUGCUUGUGGGACAUUCCAUGAAGAUCCAUGCAAUCUACAGGCAGAGUAUGGAGACUGCAGGGAUUCCCAUGUUAGAUGGUUCUUCAAUGCUGAUACUCGCAUGUGUGAAGAUUUUGAGUAUUCAGGUUGCCGUGGUAACCAGAAUCGUUUCAUGGAUAAGCAGGCUUGUGAGGAAAGAUGCAAUGCCAAUGUUAUAGGUGUUAUUGUACCAAUUACAAAGUAUGAGCAGUGCAGUGUAUCAGCCGAUCCAGGGAUUUGCUUUGCCUUCUUUCCUAUGUGGGCAUAUGAUGUAACAGCAGGAAAAUGCAAGGAGUUUAUAUAUGGUGGAUGUGAUGGCAACGACAACAGAUUUGAGACUGAGCUGGCUUGCCAGGAGGCUUGCUACGUUGAAGGCAAGACAAUAUGUGAGCGCCUCCGAGCCCUCCAUGAAGCCUCAGGGAUCAACGAUCGGCCACAGUGUAAGUUUGAUGGUAGCUUUGAACCUGUCCAAUGCCCCCCUAGGAGUGGAGAUUGUUGGUGUGUCACAGACCUAGGAGAAGAGAUUGAAGGCAGUAGAAUCACCAGGCAACUACACACACUAAGGCUUGAUUGCUCAGUGUACCCUGACAGCGCUGGUAACUCUGAACCCACCAUCAGGCCGACCACAGCAGACAUGGCUGACCUGUCGCUAUGUCAGCAGGACCAGCGUACAGCCGAGGGUAGCUAUGUACCUCAGUGUACAGAGAGUGGAGAGUAUGAACACAUGCAGUGCUUUGGAUCUAACAAUGAUUACUGCUGGUGUGUGAAUGAGAAUGGAGAAGAGCUGACCUUCACCAGGACUCUACCGGGUCAAGAGAGACCAAGUUGUGAUGGUAUCCUAGAUACAGUGUGCUUCACAUCAUACAGACUGAUCACUGAAGACAACCAAGCGUCAGACUACAUGCCUCAAUGUACACCCCAAGGCUUGUUUGCUAAGCUACAAUGCCAGACAGAGAGAGGUUGUCUAUGUGUAGAUGAAACCACUGGGUCCGUCCUGUUUGCGGUGGAUGUAGACCCUAACACGGCCACACCCAGACAGUGUGAUGGGGUCAGCACCAGAGUUUUGACAACAUGUCAGAUCCAUCGCCAGGAGAGCCUUGCUAGCAAUGGUGAAACAGAAGACCGAUACAUUGCUCAGUGUACUCCAGAUGGUUCCUAUGCCCAGGUCCAAUGCUACGAAGGCCAGGCCAGGUACUGCUGGUGUGUCAAUGAAGCAGGAGAAGAGAUUACAGGAACCAGGAGGCGAGAUGGACAACCAGAUUGCACAGUUGCAGAGACUGCAGAACCUACUGAAGCCGUAACGGAGAGGACUACAGCAGCAGCAGCAGCUACUCCAACACAAGCAAACACAGGACUAGAGACCACCACUACCAUCAUCACCACCCAGGCAUCUAUCAUUGAUGUCAAUGAUGUCAUCAUCAUUGGUGAAGAAGACACUCUAGAGGGAGAGGAGGAGGAGGAGGAGGUACCGGAGGAAGGAGAUUGCACUGACAGCUCUAAUUGCCAAGGUACAUCAUCAGCCAGCAUAGGACAGAGCCAGUCUUCAGUGACUGCCACACCUGGAGACAUGGUCGUCCUGACCUGUGAGGCAACAGGCUCUCCACCACCAACCAUCUCAUGGCAGAGGUUUGAACAAGAUGUCUCCGAGUUUGAUGACCGAAGGUUCCAAGUUAGCGAGGACGGUGUCUUGACCAUCUUGCAUGCUAAGGUCAGCGAUUCUGGACCUUUCUUGUGUGUGGCAGAUAACGGCAUUGGGGAACCAGAUAUAGCCACCUUUGAAAUUACAGUUUCAGACCGUUCUCGACCUACAAGGAGGCGCGGUCACCGCCAGUCUCGCAUCAAGGUCCGGGAAGGCAAGAGCGUCAACAUGAACUGCCGAGCCAAGGGCAACCCUCUCCCUACCAUCACCUGGGAGUUUCAGGGAAUGGAACUGUCUGAUAUUGAGAACAGGAUCACUAAAGGAGCGGGAGGACUACUCAAGAUUGCUGAUGUCAGUCUGGCUGACAUGGGUACCUACAAGUGUACGGCUAGGAACAUGUAUGGCAUUAUACAGAUGAGAGUGUUUACUCUUAUCGUGGAAGCCGAAGUUGCAAUAGUGGAUCCUCCCCUCAGUCAGCAAAUCACCGAGGGUGACACAAUCCAGCUUCUAUGUGGGACCACUGGAUCACCUAAACCAAACGUAAUGUGGAACCGUAAUGAUGCUCCACUACCCAACACUAAUCGCUUUGUCAUCGGUCAAAAUAAUGAUCUUACAAUUAGAGAUAUAAAGCAAACAGAUCGUGGUAAAUACUCGUGUACAGCAGCCAAUGGAAUCAGUACAAGAACAGCCAAUGCAGUCAUUUCUGUCUCAGGUAUUUUAGGUGCCGAGGUGGAUCCAAACUGCCAAGACUCGCCACAGUACGUAUCAUGUCAGCUGAUCGUUAUAGCAAAGCUCUGCCCGACGUAUCCUUACAUCAAGUUCUGCUGUAGAACAUGUAGGGACAAUAACAUGCUACCGCUCACUACUGCUAGGCCUUGAACGUAUGAGGAGCUAGCUGAUUCUACCAUUUUGAAAACUGGAUAUGCACUUAAUCUUUUUCAUAUUUUAUGAAAAGGAUUAGUUUGAUUACCCCAUGUAAUUGUUACUACGGUACUCAUUUUAUGACAAAUGAUCAUCAAGAGAAAGUAGAAAGUAUAUGUAAAACUCCCAAUCCAACAAUAUCACAUUGCAAGUUAUUGUUCUGUCCUGUCUUUUAAAAAGUAUAUCCAGCCCCAAAAUAAGCCUUCAAAUCAGAAACUUGCAGAGUUUAGGGAGAUUAAUACCUACACAAAGUUAUGUAUCGGGUAAUAGAGUUUUGAUUCUGAUGUCAAUUUAUAUUCUUUGGGGUUAUGAUUCAAUCAAAAUUUGUACUUAAGUGGAAUAGAACUGCUUUAUGAGGACUUUCAAUAUUUUAUAACAGUUGAAGAUACCAGUAUCUUGUAAAUUUCUUUGAACUAUUGAUUUGUUUAUGACAUAAUUUCCCCUCUGAUUUUAGAUCAAGUCCAGCAGUGUAACAGAUAAAUAGAAUUAUGUUUUGUGUACCUGACAUCAAGUUUUAACAAAUAACGUUUAUCAAUAUUUUGCAAUAUGAGAUUAUUCAUGUACAUUUGUACAUGAGUAGUAUGGUAUGCAUAAUUCAUUUGCUUCAAAAUGUUUUGAAACCCUGGAACUGAUGUUCUUAUUUUUAAGGGAAAAUGUUUCUUCUCAUGAAGUCAGUCAUGUCUGACAUUGUGAUGUGACUGGAAUGUUACUUAAGUGGGAACAUUGUUGAAUUUCUCUGUGCUAGAUGACACCUAAUAUUAUGACCAAAUAUGGAAGACAGUGUAAAUACAUGAAUGCAAUUCUCAAGGUGGAACCCUGCAUUGUCUUUCAGUACAUUAACUCUUUCAGGCCUAGAAAUAAUUUUCAUUUUGUAAGCACAAUGUAUUGUAUAUUUGAACAACAUAUUUGCAAAUUGUCCUGAGUAUGCACUAGAGUCCAGCAUUGUCCACAUUUACUUGUCAUGAAACCUGUAGGAAAAUGUGCUUCUAGAAUGUUUAUGUUAAAAAAACUUGUUUCUAAAAUAUCAUAAAAUAUUUAUGUGCUUCAGGUAAUAAUAGUUUUUUCAGUGUAAACGAGUCUAGUGUAAAUAGAUAUUCUUUUGAAUAAAUGGCUUUUAGUAAGGAGUCUUUGAGCCUCUUAUAUAUUCUCAAUUGCAAAUUUGUUUUUAAAGUUUUGUAGACCAAGCCCAAAACACUUCUUUUGUACAUAACACCUGUGGUAUUAAUACUUCUUAUUUAUAAAUAUAUAUAUUUCAAUGGGUGCUUUUUUUGUAUGUUUCUACUUGUGUGUCUAUGAUGUAUGUUUCUAAUUGUGUGUCUAUGUUGUAGCUAUGUAAUAAAAUAUAUUAUCCUUGUUUUUUUUUAAUGUGAUCAAAAUGAUUCAUCAAUCUGUUCAUCUAUAGCAAAUGAGGUGAAUCAAAAACCUGUAAAAUAGGAACUUUGUCUAUGUUUAUUCAUUGCAUUUUUUAUAUUUUGGUAAUUGGUACCGUUUUUUCUGAAGAGAAAACGGUAUCAUGUACCUUCCACAAUGGUGCUAAAAUGAAUUGCUGCAUUCUGAUAUGCCAAAGUGUACUGCGACAAGAAUAAAUUCAGACUAUUUUCUACUUUAUUCGGUUCCAUUUUUAUAUCCACAUGCUUAUUUUGAUGUUUUGUUUUAUAUAAGGUUGUCAUGAAGCAAUUCUUUUAGUAGCUGUAAUAUAAUUUUAAUGAAUAAAUUGUUUGUAUUCACGAGUAUAUAAUGUAUUGUGACUUGAUGAAUGUCUUUAUGAUGCAGAAUGAUAAAACCCUGUUAACUGCAUGUUUUCCAUAAUUGAUUUUCUACAAAUAAGAAGCAAUACGUGAAAUAAAUUGAAAUAGAUUAUCUUGUAUCUGGUCAAUUAAAGAUAUUGUCACUUGUUCACCACCCUACAUGUUAUUUUCAGUACACGGGACCAAGAAGGAAUUGUCAAAGCAUAUAAUGUAGCAUAUUAUACCUACACCUAACAACUAUGCAUGGAUUUCAUUCUACUUAGCAACUAUAAUGUAAUGGCAAUAAGUGCACUUGAUAAGAGGAUUGAUUGUAUUGCUGCCUAUUGGUGUGUAGCUGCUGUAUCACAAGUCUGCAGCUUUGAACAGUUCUACUUCUAAAUGUAUGUACAUUCAUGCUGCAGAAUGUAACAGGGAUUUUUUAAACAUCAUUUUCGUUUUUUAUAAUAUCACUGUUUUAUGUUCCAUAAUAUGUAAUACCUCAAGCACUAUUUUGGUUUACUUGAUCAGAAUUUGAUGUACCAAUAUCACUUAAAGUAAAGAAAAAAACGUUCUGAGGAGACAAGUACAUGUUACUAAGGGCAUUUCUACAGCUGUUGUUUACAUAGCAAUGAUCUACUAAAUGAUAUACUUCAACAAUUUACAAAUAAUAACUAACCUAUGUAAAUGUCAUCAUUUUAAAUAUUAAAUGAGCAUCUACAUUUAUAGCAAGGUAUGUAGUAUGUAAAACUACCAUAUUUUUUAAUCGAGGUCAUUAAUUUGUUCUUGCAAUGUUCUAUCAUGGAAUGCAAAUGAUUAGAACAUGCAUUAUUCUUUAAAAUGAAUUGUGUAAUCCAUUUCCAUGAUUGGUGUACAUAUCCAGUAUAUCCCCGAAUUGGUAGCAAGGUGAUGUAUCCUUAUCAUUCCAAUUCUAAUUCAUUAUGGACUCUUUUUGAUGGUGCAAAAAAAUAUACAAUGUACUGUUUGGUUUGUAAGAGACUGCUUUUAGAUUUUUAUGAAAAUGGAUAACAAAUGGCACAUCCUUUGUUAUUAAUCAACCAGUCAGCUCUAACAAGAACGGUUCCUACAUCAUUAUUUCAAUUUAAAAUGUAAAAUUCUCUGUAUGAGUUUUUGUGAACAAUAAAAUAUAGUGGUACAUCCAUCCCCCAUCCUGUUUGGCUCGAUGAUACCAAAAAAAAGAAGAUCUUUUCAACAUUCAGUUCUCUGUUUAAAUCAAUAUUUGUGUGCAUUUGAUGUAGACCUUUAAUUUGUUUUGUUUUAAUGACUUUGUUCUUUUCUACACAUUGUAACCGUAAAGUAGGGAUAUUUUGUCAUUAGUUUAGACUAUUUAUCCUGUACAAAUGGUACUUAUAAUAACAAUGUAUAUGUGUACAUGUAGGUCAAGCUAAACAAAUGAAGUUUGUUUAUGUAUUACGAUCACACUUCUGAACAAGGGGAAAGGAAAGAACAGUUUCAGAUUUAUAUAAAUUAUAUAUCUUUGCUUUAUGAGGUUUGUACAUUGUAAUCAUCAUCAGGAAAUAUUGCAUUCAUUGUUGAAUCAAAUUCUCAUCAUAACAUGAUGAAAAUCAAUUUCAAACUUUAUGUCUAUCCUCUAAAGUCGAGUUAAUCAUAUAUUCAUUGUUAGAUAGGAGGACCAAGUUACUUUAAAAGGACCAAGUUACUUUAAAGGACCAAAAAUAGAAAGACCUGUGUCUUCCACCAUCAUGAAUCAAUUACAUUUGUUACAGUUGUAAAUCAGUGGAAAUUAUCAACAGUUUUUUCGAAAAUAAAACUUUGCAUUUGUAUAAA
Molecule: messenger RNA, 9475 nt
Organism: Strongylocentrotus purpuratus (purple sea urchin)
Lineage: Eukaryota; Metazoa; Echinodermata; Echinoidea; Camarodonta; Strongylocentrotidae
Product: papilin
Exons: 33
Coding region: 204-5900 (1898 amino acids)
Biological process (GO): extracellular matrix organization
Cellular component (GO): extracellular matrix
Molecular function (GO): metalloendopeptidase activity; serine-type endopeptidase inhibitor activity
Source: RefSeq, a predicted model, not a curated record